This is a messenger RNA of Aspergillus glaucus CBS 516.65, 541 nucleotides long. RefSeq lists its product as uncharacterized. The coding region runs from base 58 to 510 and encodes 150 amino acids. The record is from RefSeq and is a predicted model, not a curated record. The transcript has a single exon. NCBI's taxonomy places the organism in Eukaryota, Fungi, Ascomycota, Eurotiomycetes, Eurotiales, Aspergillaceae.
CCGAUUAGCCCGAUUGGUGACGCUGAGGGGGUUCCGGCACCUUCUGUGACCGUGGGGAUGGCGAUGAGUCCGGUGGGGCCGGCACCUGGCAUUGAUGGCGGGGAGAACGGUCCGCUUGGCUUUGGAUUCGGAAUGGGGCUUGGGGCGAAGGAGAAGAGUUAUCGGGGAUUGUCGACGUCUAUGGCUACUGGUUUGGAUGGUGGUCUCGAUGCGGAUACUUGGGAUUACGAAUACGGGUGUGGACGUCAGUACGACUAUGAUUACGGGGAGGGAGGUAUUUUUGGAUAUGACUAUGGUGGUGACGGUUCUGACAACCCCCAUCCUCUAUUGGUUAUUCCACGGCUAGAACGGGAUGGUGAUAGCAGUGGCAGGGCUAGUCACGAGCACAGACAUGCAGGCAAACCCGAAAUCACCGUGGAGUCGCCGGUAUUGAGGCCCCUGAGAACCACGCGGAAGGACAAGGCGAGACGGGCGGUAUCUUCUUGGUCGAGGAGGGCCUUGGGGUUGUGAUUCUUUCGUUUAUUGCUAUUGGUGUUGGUCG